AUGGCUACUGGCCAAACCACCAUCGAUCUUGGGGCAACGCCUCAGGUGCCUCAAACAAAGAGCACCAAGCAACACGGCAAGCGACCAUUCCAAGGGCAUCACCGCAAAGUCGCAAAAUACAGGAAGAAGGAAAAGACUGCCACGGAGGGGUCUUAUGAGGAAGUGCUCUUGGCCGAUGUGCAGGCGCUGCUGGCAUCUCAGAAGUUGACCGAGGCGGAUGAGAACGGUGCGGCCCAGACGGCCGAGGAGGCUCCCCUGCCGGAACAAGGGAGUGAGAUCGAGGUCGACGUCGUGGAACUGUCAUCCACGGGAGAUGGGCUGGCGAAACAAAAGGGGUCCAACCACAUCUACGUGGUGCCCUUUUCCGUACCCGGAGACACAGUGAAGGCCAAGGUGUACCGUCGCAAUCACGAGGAAGGGUACACAGCCGCCGACUUCAUCUCCGUCGUCAAGCCCUCGGCGCUCCGCGACGACAGCCGAAUUCAGUGCCCCUACUUUGCCAAGUGCUCGGGCUGCCAGUUCCAGAUGCUCGACUACGCCGAGCAGCUCAAGAUCAAGAAGAACAUUGUCGUCAAGGCGUACCGCAACUUCUCGCAGUUGCCGCCAGAGCUGGUCCCCGAAAUCCUCGACACUAUCGGCAGCCCCCUGCAGUACGGUUACCGCACCAAGCUCACGCCUCACUUUGACGGCCCCCCGGGUAACCCCAGACGAGGGCCGAAAAAGAGCCACUCGUCCAUGCCGCCCUUUGGCUUCACGCCAAAGAACACCCGUAAAGUUCUCGACAUCGAAGACUGCCCCAUCGCAACCGAGACCGUGCGCAAGGGUCUCACCGAGGAGCGCGCGCGCUUGGCGGUAAGUUACGGCAAGUACACCAAGGGCGCGACCAUCCUCCUCCGCGAGAGCACCAAGCGCGUGCCCAAGGCAUCCCAUUCCGACACUCCCCCGCCACCAGAAGGCACCCCCAGCACAGCCCUCCGCGUCGAAACCGACACGCACAUCGACUUCAAGACCUGCAUCACAGAUCAGAACGCCACCUCGACCGAGUACAUCGACUCGUUCGUCUUCACCAACCCAGCCGGCGCCUUUUUCCAAAACAAUAAUUCGAUCCUCUCCCCCUUCACCGCCUACAUCCGCGAGCACAUCCUCCCUCCCCCUUCCACAACCAGUACCAGCACCACCCAAAAACCCAUCAAAUACCUCAUCGACGCCUACUCGGGCUCAGGCCUCUUCACCAUAACCCAAUCCUCCCUCUUUCCGGGCGGCAGCAUCGGCAUCGACAUCGCCGAGAAGUCCAUCGCCUAUGCGCGGCGCAACGCGGCGCUCAACGGCCUGGACGAGUCGCAGUGCCGCUUCCUCGCGGCCGACGCGCCCGAGCUGUUCAAGAGCGUCAGCGCCUACGACCCGGACGAGACGGUCGUCGUGCUGGACCCGCCGCGCAAGGGCUGCGACGCCAGCUUCCUGCGCCAGCUGCUCCAAUUUGCGCCGAGGAGAGUCGUCUACGUCAGCUGCAACGUGCACACCCAAGCGAGGGAUGUCGGGGUGUUGGUGAGGGGAGAAGUCGAGGGCGUGAGGGAGGGGAAGGGGAAGGGAACGAGGUAUGAGAUUGAGAGCAUCAGGGGUUUUGACUUCUUUCCGCAGACGGGGCAUGUGGAAGGGGUGGCUCUUUUGAACCGGCUUGAUGCAUAA
Molecule: messenger RNA, 1686 nt
Organism: Parathielavia appendiculata
Lineage: Eukaryota; Fungi; Ascomycota; Sordariomycetes; Sordariales; Chaetomiaceae
Product: S-adenosyl-L-methionine-dependent methyltransferase
Exons: 1
Coding region: 1-1686 (561 amino acids)
Biological process (GO): tRNA processing
Molecular function (GO): tRNA (uracil(54)-C5)-methyltransferase activity, S-adenosyl methionine-dependent
Source: RefSeq, a predicted model, not a curated record